Penicilliopsis zonata CBS 506.65 is the source of this 1564-nucleotide messenger RNA. RefSeq lists its product as hypothetical. Lineage: Eukaryota; Fungi; Ascomycota; Eurotiomycetes; Eurotiales; Aspergillaceae. The record is from RefSeq and is a predicted model, not a curated record. The transcript is spliced from 7 exons. Bases 200 to 1480 code for a protein of 426 amino acids.
AUACGUCGAUAUCUUUGGAUGCUCUUAACUCCGAGGACGGAAUUGCAGGCUAUAAGAGUGGGCAGUGAGAUGAACUAUCACGCCCCAGUAUGCAAGUAAAAGUUAGAAUCCUUUAGCUAUCCGCCAUUUCCUCAUCUAUUUGGUCAUCUAUUUGGUCACCUAUUCCCUCAUAUCUCGGCGUUCUCGAUCUCAGCCUAUCAUGUCUGCCACACCUAGGCCCUUCUGUUCCGUGAUCAUCAUAGGCGGCGGCUUCUCUGGGGUUGCCAUCGCCUGUCAACUGAAACGAAACUUUGAUCUAGAUGAUUACUGCAUCUACGACCGAAUGGAUGGUAUUGGAGGAACCUGGAGAGCCAACACCUACCCAGGAUGCGCCGUCGACAUCCCUGGCGUCUGCUAUAGUCUCUCCUUUGCCCCCAGCUCGGAUUUUAGCCAGUGGUUUCCACCUCAAGCCGAGAUAUUGACGUACUUGAUGAAGGUUGCCCAGUCCUAUGGCGUGGAUGAUCACUUUGUCGGCUACACCGAAUGGCAGGGCGCCUACUGGCAGGAUACAACCCAUACCUGGCGGGUGCAGAUGAGGGAUCUACGGACAGGAGAGCAGUUCACACGCGAGUGUCGCAUCCUCAUCUCGGCCGUGGGUGGUCUUGUCGACCCUCAUCCAUUCAAUGCACCGGGCAUCGGGACCUUUCGGGGAGAGGUUAUCCACACAUCUCGGUGGAAGUCUGAUAUCAAUCUGGAAGACAAGCACGUCGCUGUGAUUGGAAAUGGAGCAUCUGCAAUACAGUUGAUGCCCGCUAUUGCCGGCAAGGCCAAAUUCAUCACACAGUUCAUGAGGACGCCUCAUCACAUAGUACCCAGCUGCAAUUACGAUAUUUCUCCGUUAGCCCGAGCGUUGCUGCGAUACAUACCUGGUCUUCUCUUUCUGCUGCGCCAACUUAUGCUGCUAUACAUGGAGAGCGCGUUCCAGCAGUUCAGCACGAGCGAGGACGGAAUUCAAGACCGGAUCCAGUCGGCAAAAUCGAGCUUCGAUUAUGUGCAGGAAACUGCACCAGCUAAGUACUGGGCACACUUGAUACCGACAUAUGAGUUUGGAUGCAAAAGGCGCGUAUUCGACCGCUCGUAUACUGCAACCCUCCAUCGGGAUGACGUCCGCCUGACAAAUGACCCUAUCUUGGCGGUGCAGCCCAAUUCCAUUGUGACAAGGUCUGGUGAAACAAUUCCUGCCGAUAUCAUUCUGCUAGCAACAGGAUUUUCCCUCACUCAGUUUGACGUCACCCUGCGAGGCCGAGGAGGCAAGACUCGUCAGCAGCAUUGGGAUGAAUACGGAAGCAAAGCAACCUACCAGUCGGUGGCGAUGCAUGGCUUCCCCAAUUUCUUCUAUGUUCUGGGACCGAACUCAGGGCGAGCGCAUACAUCUACCUUGGUAUCAAUUGAAAGGUUGAGUCCACCCUCAAUCCCCCCAAUUAGUGCACCUGCGUGGUGAUCCCCGAUCCGAACCUAGACCAGAUGGCUGACGGGUCAGUUAUGUGGAUCUUAUCAUCUCUGUCAUCAGCCCAAUCCUUCGGGG